AUGCCAAUAAGAGGUCUGGAGGAGGUAAGAAAGCACCCUGGACAAAACUUUUUCCUAAAGGUUCCACAGAAGGCAUUCAAGAAGAUGAGGAUAUGCAUUGACGGAAAUUGGUUUCUACGGAAGUAUGUCGACGUGUCGAGUAUCUGCAGAGGGCUUGUGUUUGGGAUGGAGGAGGUCAUUACAGAGCCUUUACUCAAGCUUCUGGAAUUUAAGGACGAGAACGAUGUCGACAUGAUAUGGGUUUGGGACGGAAUAGGCAUCAAUAAGCUGCAAGGAACCUCUCAUGGAGGCUUGGGUACGUUGCUAACCGAGGGAUUCAAGGAGUACAAGCAAGAAAACUACAGAAAGGCAGGGAAGCUCUGGAGAAAUUUUAUAAUGCAAAAGAGUGAGAUGGAUGUAGCCAAUAAAAUACUUGAGGAGAAGGGGGUUGCAGUCAUCACAGCCCCUUACUCAGCAACGGCCCAGUGUGCAUAUCUUAUGAGUGCAGAGACAUGUUCAUAUGCAUUUGGUAAGUCCGACAUCCUCCUGUUUGAUGGGGUUGACAAGAUUAUACUCGACAUGUCUGACGGCUCCGGAAAACCAUAUCUGGACGUGUUCCACAAGAGCAGGUUUCUUGAGUUUUUUAACCUCAGCUCGAGAUUGUUCAGCGCGCUUGGGCUGCUGCUUGGAUGCGAUUUCUGUCCAACGAUACCCAGGUGUGCCACCGACUUCAGCUUCAACGCAGUUUUUGGGUUGAUGAAGGGAUCUGAGGACCUUCUGAAGAUGAUCAGGAGUACAUGCGACGAGGGAAGCAGCAAGAAAUACACGGAACAGUUUCUCCAGGGCCUUAUGCUGGUGACAUACCUUCCUGUCAUGAAGGUUUCUGGGAGUGUGCAUCCCUACUCCGAGGAGAAUGUGCCGCGGAAUCUAGAAAAGAUCCUUGGGCCGAAGCUUGCGCCCGGGUUUUACGAGUCUCUCUUUAUGAACAAGGUUUCUGGAGACGUCCUACAGAUUAUGGGGAAGACGCCCGGGACGGACAGAGACUCCCAGCUAAUUAAGAUGGUUGAGGCAGCACUAUCUAGAGUUCGAGGCGGGGCUCGGAAGGAGAAGGGAUCCAAAGAUACAAAGGACGAACCUGGUUCAGCAGAGGCGUUUGUAAACAUUAUAUAUCCUGGCAUGGUCUUGACGAAAGAUAUUGAUCCAUCGGUUGGAGUUCUGCUGUUAAUGUCGAUUGAGCUUCGGGAGCUGGAGACGCCUUUUCCUAUGAAGAUGCUGUGUCUUCACAGGCAGACGGGUACCAAAGAGAGGCUGAAGAUCAGUGACAAGACCUUGAAGUACUAUGUCGGGAUUACCAGGCUGUUCAACUACAUCAAGGAGGUAAAGGAAAUAUAUGAGGUGACGAUGAACAAGAGCCUGGACGGACUGUUCUGUGAAGCCCCGACUCUUUUCAGCGCAUCUUUCCACGAUACAUUCGGGUUUUCUGAGAGUAGCGGGGAAAGCAACCGCAGGUUCCUGAAGAGUGCAAGGGAUUUUCUGAGAGCAAACGAAAAGCUCUCUCCUAUCAUUCCUUACAUAGUCGAAGAAAUCGAGGUCACACUUAAGAAAUAA
Messenger RNA from Encephalitozoon cuniculi GB-M1, 1587 nucleotides. RefSeq lists its product as uncharacterized. The record is from RefSeq and is marked provisional. The transcript has a single exon. NCBI's taxonomy places the organism in Eukaryota, Fungi, Microsporidia, Unikaryonidae. Bases 1 to 1587 code for a protein of 528 amino acids. Gene Ontology annotation, molecular function: 5'-flap endonuclease activity.